Messenger RNA from Penicillium salamii, 1767 nucleotides. The record is from the annotation of a GenBank genome assembly. NCBI's taxonomy places the organism in Eukaryota, Fungi, Ascomycota, Eurotiomycetes, Eurotiales, Aspergillaceae.
AUGUCUCUAAAUUUUAAUGUUCAGAUUCCUGUGGAAGAAUUGAAGGAGCCCGUUGUGGGCCAUGGAGGGUACCAGGAGUUGAAAUCACGCGAGGAAACGCUCCCAAGAGGAUAUUCGACUGCACCAGGAAGGCGUGUGUUGACCUGCGAGAUUCUCGUGGAGCAUGACAUCCCGAUCGUUGUACGAGAUGGUUCCAAGCUUUACGCCGACAUUUACUGGCCCCCUAAAGUCCCCGCGCGAUCGACUCCGGCCAUUCUCUGCUGGAGUCCCUUCGGCAAGAAAUUCAACGGCAUUCAGUCUCUUCAACUCAUGACGCCCUGGAACCUUGGUAUUUCUGAGGGGACACUGAGUGGACUGGAGAAAUUUGAAGCUCCUGACCCUGCGGAGUUCGUCGAUCGUGGGUACGCCGUGGUCAAUGUGGAUUCUCGUGGCGCUUUCGAUUCGGAAGGGAAAAUGGUCAUCAUGGGAACACAGGAAGCACAGGAUGGAUACGACGUGAUUGAAUGGAUUGCUCAACAACCAUGGUGCAAUGGAAAUGUGGGCAUGGCUGGAAAUUCGCACCUUGCCAUUGUGCAGUGGUUCAUUGCUGCACUGCAGCCUCCAUCAUUGAAAGCCAUCGCGCCAUGGGAAGGAUGUGGCGAUCUUUAUCGCGAGCAGUUUGCUCGAGGCGGCAUAUACGGGGGUGAUCUGUUCGACCACCUCAUUGUGAAAUAUAUGCUGCGGGGACGCAAUGGAAUGGAGAGUUUCCGUAAGAUGUUCCAGCAACACCCAUUGGCGAAUGACUGGUGGAACGAUAAGCGACCCGAUAUGAGAAAGAUCAACAUUCCUACCUACAUCACCGGGACAUGGACCAACACUAUGCAUGGUAUGGGUGCAAUCAGAGGUUGGAUGGAAGUUGAUACUCCACAGAAAUGGCUUCGGUGGCACCCUUACCAAGAAUGGUAUGAUAUAUGGGGAAACCAAGACGGUCGAGAUGAGCUCCUGUCCUUUUUUGAUCGGUAUUUGAAGGGAAUCGAGAACGGUUGGGAGUUGACCCCCAGAGUACGAAUGGCAAUCUUGAAAUACGGCGAAAAGGAGCCAUUGGCCAACUUAGUGGAGGAAAAUUUCCCAAUCCCGCGCACAAGAUACAAAAAGGCAUAUCUCAACUCGAACGGAUGCUUAACCUUGGAGCAAGCACCUUCGGAACCGGCUCAAGUGUCGUACAUCUCCGAGGAUCCUGAAGACAUGGCGAAGUUUACUCUUACCUUCACUGAGCGGACGCAUGUUGUCGGCAUUCCCAAGGCGAUACUUUACAUGCGAUGUGAUGAUAUGGAUGAUAUGGAUAUCUUCAUUGUUCUGAACAAGGUUUCUGCAUCCGGAGAAAAGCUUUUCAAUCUUAACAUCCCUUGGAAGAAUAUUCCAGUUUCCAAAAUAUCCGAGAUUCCGGAGGACUUGCGCACCGAAGUUGUUCUCUACCAGGGGCCGACGGGCAUUCUACGUGCCUCAAACCGCGCUAUUGAUUCAUCACGCUCUAUGCACCCCAACUGGCCAUUCUACACGCAUGAAAAAGAAGAGAAGAUACAACCGGGAUCAGUCGUGCGAUUGGAGAUUGGGAUAUGGGGAAUGGGCGUCGAAUAUGAGGCUGGAGAAAGCCUGCAGAUGUGUGUCAGUGGCCAUUACCAGGGAAUAUCGAACUUCGGUACCACAGAGCAUGUUCGCAACAAGGGGAAGCACUGGUUGCAUCUAGGCGGAGAUUGUGAUAGCCAUCUUAUUCUACCUUUUGUAUGA